Messenger RNA from Momordica charantia (bitter melon), 1070 nucleotides. Its product is annotated as transcription factor bHLH36. The record is from RefSeq and is a predicted model, not a curated record. Gene Ontology annotation, cellular component: RNA polymerase II transcription regulator complex. Gene Ontology annotation, biological process: regulation of transcription by RNA polymerase II. Lineage: Eukaryota; Viridiplantae; Streptophyta; Magnoliopsida; Cucurbitales; Cucurbitaceae. Gene Ontology annotation, molecular function: protein dimerization activity; RNA polymerase II transcription regulatory region sequence-specific DNA binding; DNA-binding transcription factor activity, RNA polymerase II-specific.
GUUUAGCUUUUAAAGAAACCCAGUUUUUGAAUUCUAUAAAGCUCAACUGCUCAAGGUGCCCAAAAAGGGAGGAAACAAAAAAAAAAGUAAUAAUAAUCAUUUCUUUUUCUUUUUUUUUUCCCUCUGUUUUUCUCUUUUGGUUGUUGGUAUGGAAUUCAAUAUUCAAUCUCCAUUGUCGUUCGAGGUGGUGGAGGAGCUACUUCCUCUCCCUUCUCUUUCGUGCGUUGAUAUCGCCGUUCCUCAGUUGCCCGCCGCCCACAAUCUGAGUGACAUUAUUCUCUCUCAAAGCCCCAAAUACGGCCGCCGGCGAAAAGAGCCGCCCGUAUUUGCCGGCGACGAAAACAACAAGAAGAAGAAGAUUAUCCACAGAGAUGUGGAGCGGCAAAGAAGGCAAGAAAUGUCCACUCUUUAUGCAGCUCUUCGCGCCCUUCUUCCUCCUGACUAUCUUAGGGGAAAGAGGUCGAUAUGCGAUCACAUGCAUGAAACAGUGAAGUACAUACAGCACAUGCAGACGAAAAUCCAAGAGCUGUCGCAAAAGAGGGACGAGCUGAAGAAACAUGCCAAACAAAAUUCAGACCACGAAACUACGGAGACACCGAGCACCACAAGAAAGGACACAAUCGUAGUGAGAAAAAAACAUGGUGGAGUUCAAGUUGUUCUAGAUACGGCCACUACUCGCAGGCGGCCGGUUUCCAGCAUUCUAGAAGCUUUAAUUGCAGAAGGGCUCCAAAUCGCCAGCUGCAUUUCCACCAAGAUAAACGACAGGUUCCUCCACACCAUCGAAUCCGAGGCUGCCGAUGAUAGCAACCCAAGUGUCGACGUGUCGGAACUCCACCAUAAAUUGACCAACUUGGAGAACUUUCCAUUGGAUUAAAUUAGAUUUUGUAGAGGAAAGGGGUUUUGGUUUUGGUUUUGAUUCGGUGUGUGUUGGUGAUUUCUUAUUUUUCUAGUGUAAUCUCGGAAUGAUUCAAUAAUUGCUUUCCAUAAUUCUUUCGUGCUAAUGGGUUUUUGUUUUGUUAGUUAUGUACAUUUUGCCGAUUCUGUUUAGUGCAAACCUGUGUUAGCAUUUA